Molecule: messenger RNA, 574 nt
Organism: Polistes canadensis
Lineage: Eukaryota; Metazoa; Arthropoda; Insecta; Hymenoptera; Vespidae
Source: RefSeq, a predicted model, not a curated record
UGUCAUAGCAAGAAAACUAUCCCAUGUUCCAACCAAUUGCURAAAACAGGAGUAACGAAAAUAGUACUGAACCCCUGUCGACAAUGGAGGCAGGUAGAAUAUUAGAGAGGCUUAGRGYAMAUUUAAAGGGAAUGGAGAAUGAGAGAACAAGGUGCUCUAAUAUUAAAGGAGAUAUAUCGGGCAAGAUGAAGCGCCAUAUAAAAGAGGCGCUCAUCAUGGCYGAUGAGAUAGAGGAAAGAAUAGRUAAACAAUCGGGCUCUCCGUUCUCUAAAGCUGAAGCCGUUAUUCAGCUAAGGACGGAAGCUAAGAUUAGAGAUGAGAGACUUCGCAUAAUUGAAGAAGAAAAUAAUAGGCURAAAAAASAGCAMAAGAAACGCGAARCKAUAAGCYAAGGGAAACAAGCGCUGCCUGUUAGAAACAAGGUCACACCAGCUCUAGAGAAGAGGAUAGAAGACGCAAGGGCUGAUGUAAACGUAGGGAGUAUAAUGAGUAUGUUGAGGGAUGUCAACAGAAAUAUAGAGGCCCUACAAAAAGCUCAGGCAGAGUUGUGGAAUGCCUUUAAUGGCAUCAGCAG